This is a messenger RNA of Penicillium cataractarum, 1158 nucleotides long. RefSeq names its product alpha-ketoacid dehydrogenase subunit beta. Gene Ontology annotation, molecular function: catalytic activity. The coding region runs from base 1 to 1158 and encodes 385 amino acids. Lineage: Eukaryota; Fungi; Ascomycota; Eurotiomycetes; Eurotiales; Aspergillaceae. The transcript is spliced from 3 exons. Gene Ontology annotation, biological process: response to nutrient; branched-chain amino acid catabolic process. The record is from RefSeq and is a predicted model, not a curated record.
AUGACUGCUUGUCACCUAUCCCCCGUGAGAUUGUCAUUCUUCAAGGCACGCAGCUAUGCAACAAGUGCCAAACAUCGUCGACUCAACGUACCGAUCGACUUCAAAGCUACCCCGUUGCUGCAUCAUUCCCCCAAGACAUUCAAGGCCAAUGGCAUUCCCGAUGAAGGGCCAUCUAAGCGACUGAAUCUUUGUCAAGCCGUCAAUACUGCCCUAGCCACCGCACUGCGUUCGUCCAAAGAUGUGCUUUGCUUCGGUGAGGAUGUUGCAUUUGGCGGAGUCUUCCGCUGCACGAGUGGGCUUCAAAGCGAGUUUGGCUCCGAAAGAGUCUUCAAUACCCCGUUGACAGAGCAGGGUAUCGUCGGAGCCGCUAUUGGUGCUGCGGCGGAAGGAAGGAAGCCAGUCGUCGAGAUCCAGUUUGCAGAUUAUGUCUUCCCUGCGUUUGAUCAAAUCGUCAAUGAAGCCAGCAAGUUCCGCUAUCGAGAGGGCACAACGGGCAGCAACCUUGGAGGAAUGGUCAUUAGGAUGCCCUGUGGAGGCGUCGGACAUGGCGCAUUAUAUCAUUCUCAAUCACCAGAAAGCUUAUUUUGUCAUAUCCCAGGAUUCAAAGUCGUUAUGCCGCGAUCGCCCUCUCAGGCAAAGGGUCUUCUUCUGUCUGCGAUACUCGAAUCAAAAGACCCGGUCAUCUUUCUAGAGCCUAAGAUCCUCUAUCGUGCUGCCGUCGAAGAGGUCCCGGACAGCUCGUACAUGCUACCCCUGAACAAAGCUGAAGUCCUGAAACGAGGUCGCGAUCUCACAAUUGUUUCAUAUGGCCGACCUCUCUAUACCUGUCAGGCUGCGAUCGAAGCUGUCGAGAAAGACUUGCCGGGUGUUUCAAUUGAGUUGAUCGACUUGCGAACGAUAUAUCCUUGGGACAGAGAGACCGUGAUUGACAGUGUUAAGAAAACUGGUCGAGCUAUGAUCGUUCAUGAGAGUAUGGUCAAUUUUGGCGUUGGUGCAGAAAUUGCGUCAACAAUACAGGAGAAAGCUUUCUUUCAUCUCCAGGCUCCCAUCAAGCGGGUUGCUGGGUGGUCCACGCAUACAGGGUUAGCCUGGGAGAAAUACAUUCUGCCCGACGUUACCAGGGUUUAUGAUGCCAUUCAUGAGACACUGGAUAUUUAA